Molecule: messenger RNA, 3853 nt
Organism: Melitaea cinxia (Glanville fritillary)
Lineage: Eukaryota; Metazoa; Arthropoda; Insecta; Lepidoptera; Nymphalidae
Product: aminopeptidase N-like
Exons: 15
Coding region: 185-3403 (1072 amino acids)
Biological process (GO): proteolysis; peptide catabolic process
Cellular component (GO): cytoplasm
Molecular function (GO): metalloaminopeptidase activity; zinc ion binding; peptide binding
Source: RefSeq, a predicted model, not a curated record
UGAAUAUCCCAAGCCGCCAUCGGUAUUGCGCGCGCGUUGCUUGACACGAUUGUUAUAUUUUUCGAACGAUUUCCGUCAACAUCUAAUAAAUUUAUUAAAUAGUUUUGAGUGCAGUGAACUGUGUUCUAUUUUUGUAAUUGUUAUCUUUGGAUUUAUGCUGAUUCACGAUUGACAGUGCUCCAUUAUGUCGUUAUCGACAAGUCGCCAACAGUUUCUGGCGUAUGAGUCCCAUAGAGAUGACGACAUUCGCUAUGGAAGGAAGGGAGGAAUAUUUCUUUCAACGUGUGUUUGCAUCGGAUUCAUAAUAUCAGCUGUAUUGAUAGCGAGUCUCGUCGGCAUAAUUGUGUAUUACAUAACAUAUUUCAGGGUAUCACAAAAAUCUGGUGAAUUUUGGGAUGAUGAUGAACCCUUCGGACAAUCUGAAACACAGUCACCAAACCUCCGACUCCCAACCCAUGUGGUACCAAGCUUUUAUAGACUAAAAAUAAAAGCUGACUUAGAAAACUCCUCAUUCACUGGAGACGUCUACAUUACUAUUAAAGCAAAUAAAAAAAUUAACAAAAUCAUCCUCCACUCAAAGAAUCUUACAAUUAAUGAUAAUGUGAUCUUAACUGAACAGAUUUAUGAGAAAGUUGAGACGUUAGCAGCCAAAAAGGUAAAACGAAAUAUACCAAAUAACACUGUAGUUGAAAACAAUAAUGCAACAAACAGUUCAGUUAAAGAGGAUACUACAACAACAGUUACGAAUGAAAUAACGUCUAAUGUAUCAGAGAAGAUAAUAAAUCCGACUUCUGUAGCUCAAGAAAUAACCACUCCAUUACCUGUCGACGCUCAAGUAACACACAGUCAUGUGCGCAACAUCAAUAUCACAUCUGUCACAUUUGAUUCUGGGGAUAGACUUAUUCUAUCCCUGGGGUCACCACUUAUACCUGAUGUGGAUUAUACCUUACAAAUAUCAUUCGCUGGUAACAUCCAGAAUUCGUUGACCGGCUUCUAUAAGAGUUCGUACACAGAAAAUAAUGAAGUCAGGCCACUGGCAGUCACACAGUUUGAACCUACCUCGGCUAGAGCGGCCUUCCCAUGUUUUGAUGAACCAGCCUUUAAAGCUAAAUUUGAGAUUAGCAUUGGACACAAGAAAAAUAUAUCUGUUUUAUCUAAUAUGAAAGUAGCUGCACAAGAAGACAUUGAAGCUGAACCAGGUUGGCAAUGGACACACUUCGAAAGAUCUGUCAAUAUGUCUACAUAUCUCGUUGCCUAUGUUCUGUCAGAUUUCCAGAGUCUGGAAACCAGUUAUGUCAGUAAAGAUAACAUCACAAAAACAAUCCGUGUUUGGACUAGACCAUCUUUCCUAUCCAAAGCAAAGUAUGCAUUGACGAUAACUCCAAAGCUCUUAUCAUACUAUGAAGACUUGUUUGGGUUGCCAUACACUCUGGACAAACUUGAUUUAAUAGCUAUUCCGGACUUCUCUAGUGGAGCGAUGGAAAAUUGGGGACUAAUAACAUUCAGAGAAACAACGCUGCUUUUCGACGAGAAGGAUGGCAUUCCUCGCGAGAAACAAAGUGUGGUCAUUGAUAUCGCUCACGAGCUGGCGCACCAGUGGUUCGGCAACCUGGUCACCAUGCGCUGGUGGACCGACCUCUGGCUCAACGAGGGCUUCGCGACUUACGUCGAGUAUGUGGGUGUUGACCAUGUGGAGCCGUCUUGGGCGAUGCUGGAGUCCUUCAGCCGCGACAAGAUGGAUCUGCUCCGAGGGGACGCUCUAAAGAACACGGCGCCCGUGUCACGCCGUGUAAGAGACGCCAGUGAAAUCGCUCAAAAGUUCGAUGAAAUCUCCUACGCAAAGGGCGCCAGCCUCAUCCGUAUGCUCAACCAUACCCUAUCUGCCGAACUCUUCCGACAGGGCCUACUACGAUACCUUAACCACUGGAAAUACCAAAACGCAGAAGAAAACGAUUUAUGGGAGGCGAUGUCAACAGCCACUAAAUCAGAUCCCAAUUUCAAACAUUUGUCCGUUCCGGAGUUUAUGAACACGUGGACCAGGCAGCCAGGGUACCCUGUUGUUAACGUAUACCGAAAUUAUACCACCGGCUUAGUUACUUUCAAACAGAAAUUAUUCAGAAGCGGUGAAGACGACAAUGGUAAAAGGAAACAACUCUGGCAUAUACCAAUCAGUUACACUAUAAUGGACACUACCGCUAGCAAUUGGAGCACAGCCCCCAAACUGUGGCUUAAAGAAAAAACUGCCUUUGCACAACUACCUUUGAACGCUACACAAGCUUUGUAUGUCAAUGUUGAUGCUAUUGGUUACUAUCGAGUAAACUACGAUCAAGCGAAUUGGGAGCUUUUGAGUUCAGCUCUAAAAACAGAUACAGGACGGAACCCAAUAGCGAAAGCUCAGCUGAUCGAUGAUGCCUUUAAUUUAGCUAAAGUCGGGCAGCUGAACUACAACUAUGCACUCAGCUUAACAACCUGCGUUAUUGAUGGGGAAGAUUCGAAGAUAGUGUGGGAAAUGAUUUUGAAUAACAUGGCCUUCUUGAAACAUAAUCUUGGAGCCACUGCUGGUUACAUUUAUUAUCAGGAUUACAUGAACUUGCUCCUGAAGAAGCAGCUAGAAAAGUUAAACUACGGUCUGAGCCAACCUAAGGACGACAACGAGUCGUUCCUGGUGGAGAACCUCGUGGUGUGGGAGUGCCUCAUGGAGUCGCCGCGCUGUCUGCGCUGGGCGCGCCAGCUGUUCUCCGACUGGACGCAGCGGCCGGACAUGGGGGACAACCCUAUACCAACCUACCUCCGUUCCCUGGUUUACAAUAUGGCGGUAAAGUAUGGUGGGCGACAGGAGUUCGACCUGAUGUGGGACAUGUUCCUGAACGCCACGGACCCGAAUGUCAAGAGCUUGAUCAUUAGCAACCUGCCGAGUGUUAGGGAUGAGGCCUUGCUUACGUUACUCCUGGAGCGAAGUUUGACCGAGCUGCCGGCGCAGGACGCGCCCAGCGCGUGGAGCGUGGAGCGGACCGGCUCGCGGGUGGCGCAGGACUUCCUGCUGCGGAACUUCGAGCGCGUGCAGCGCCGCUUCGCCAGCGUGGACGCCUUCGCGCUGCAGGCCGUGCUCAACGGGGCCUUCGGGUCCGUCACCACGCGCGCCGAGCUCGAGCGCUUAAAAGAAUUCGCUCUUCAACACAAAGAAGAGCUGAAACCGCUAUCUCAAACACUACAGAAGAUAGUUGACACCGCGAAGCUACGCAUCAACUGGAUAGAUGAACACGCGGACGGAAUAAAUGAAUGGUUCAAAAACUUUCUUACAGAUUACGCCAACAAAACAAAAACAACUACAGUAUCACCAGCGAUGACAGAAAACGUCACGAUGACCACAGAAGCAAAUACGAGUACCACGUCUAGUCCUUAAAAUUAUAGAAUAAUAUUUUAGCACCGUCCAACCUUAAAAAAUAGAAGAAAGGAGGUUAUAUAACUUGACGGUAAAAAUCGUUUAAAAAAUUAUAUUUUGUUGUAUAUUAUUGUUACAUAAAUAGGUUUGUAAUAAAACGACUUGUUUAUUCAAAUAUUUAUUUAAUUGAAUAUUAAACACUGUAUUUUUAACGUUGUGAAGAUUCUUAAAACCUAAAAAUAGAUAGUGGAAAAUUUUACGUCAUUGUCGAUAAUUCGCGCCAAAAGACAAGAUGAAAUUUUAAAAUGUAAAGAAAAUUUGUAAUAUAUUUAUUUAUAUUAAAUUAUAUAUUAAUUAUGAUUCUCUUAAAUAAUUAUUCGAAUAUUAAAGAUUUAUUGUGAUUAUAUAUCUUCAUUUGUGUUGGAAUGCAGAUUUUUCGUUUUAAAAGACUAUAAAAGGUGUUCAAAUGUU